GCUAGGGAUAUAGACAGGUUUAUUCGGUAUGUUUUAUCCGGUCAUCAGCAGGAUAGUAUAAACUGUAGAAAACAUGGCACAUUAUAACCAGGUGGAAACUACCGGUGCAACUUAUUUACAUAUAAAGACACAGGGUAUAGACGCUGAUAGGAUUUGGAUACUAAAGAUGGCUGACUUUCGUCUACAUGACCAAAUAGCUGCUCCGUUUACGCCGUUGAAGGAGGAUGGGGAAAUCAACUUCGACUUGCUGGACAAGUACGCUGACUACAUGGUCAAUACUCACUUCAAAGGCAUCUUCGUUAACGGGUCGUUGGCGGAGGGGAUGUCAAUGACAAUCGAGGAGAGGAAACAGCUGGCAGACGCUUGGAUGAAGGCGGCAAAGGGGCGACUGCAAGUGGUCGUCCACGUGGGUGCAAACUGUAUCAAGGACAGUCAAGAGCUGGCUAGACACGCGGAGCAAAUCGGGGUCGCCGCCAUCGCAGCCUUCAGCCCAUCCUACUACAAACCUGAAAACAUCGACGUUCUGGUGGACGUGAUGGCAGCCGUAGCUGGGGCAGCCCCUAAAACUCCCUUCUACUACUACGACAUUAACUUCUGUACUGGCGUCUAUAUUGACCAGCGGGAAUUCAUGCAGGCGGCGAAGGGGCGGAUCCCAACGCUUCGAGGACUGAAGAAUUCAUCGAGAGAACUUCCGGCCUCGCAUAACUGCACAUUUGUGGAGGGCUGUCAGGUCCUCAUCGGGUCUGACAAUCAAUACCUGAGUGCCCUGGCCCUUGGUAUCCCGGGAGUAGUGGUGGCGUCGUAUCUAGGCAACCUGUUCCGGGACAUGCGCACUGCUUACCAGGCCGGCCAGGUCGAGAAAGCAAGGGAGUUCCAGGUCGUGGCACAGAACAUCAACAACAUAAGGGUGAAGUAUGGAGGUGGUAUCAACGUAGCCAAGGCGAUGUUCAAGAUAUUCUCCGGCCUUGACGCGGGAUCUGUUCGACUUCCAUUACGUCAACUUUCAGUGGCAGAAUACGAGGCGAUGGAGAAAGACUUUCGAGCCGCCGGGCUGGUGGAAAUUGCGCUGCCAAGGGAGCAGUGAGCACGGCCAACGGCUCAAUGACUUUUUUGCUUAUCGAUAUGUUCUCAAGUUUGACAAUGAUUGAAUGAUGAUGUAUACAUAUAAUUCCGUAAAUGUGCACAGUUCGGCGUUUGUAAAUUCACUCGUUCAUAUGCAUUACAUAUAACAUAUUAUUGUAAUGCAUGGCAACAUAAUAAAGGAUCGAGUUGCAA
Messenger RNA from Mya arenaria, 1275 nucleotides. RefSeq names its product N-acetylneuraminate lyase B-like. Lineage: Eukaryota; Metazoa; Mollusca; Bivalvia; Myida; Myidae. The record is from RefSeq and is a predicted model, not a curated record. Bases 74 to 1084 code for a protein of 336 amino acids. The transcript is spliced from 12 exons. Gene Ontology annotation, biological process: N-acetylneuraminate catabolic process. Gene Ontology annotation, molecular function: 4-hydroxy-tetrahydrodipicolinate synthase activity; N-acetylneuraminate lyase activity.